This is a messenger RNA of Closterium sp. Yama58-4, 8664 nucleotides long. The record is from the annotation of a GenBank genome assembly. Lineage: Eukaryota; Viridiplantae; Streptophyta; Zygnematophyceae; Desmidiales; Closteriaceae.
AUGAAGAAAGGGACGCGACUGUUGAAGUAUGGCCGAUUGGGAAGGCCGCGAGCCUGCUAUUUCCGUCUUUCUGCCGACGAGACCGAGCUGGUGUAUCUCUCUGGCGACCGGGAGAAAUCGCUUCCUCUUUCCGCAGUCAGCACCAUCGCGUGGGGCCAGAAGACAGCCAUAUUCCACCGGCACCUGAGGCCCGACAAGGAGAACCAGUCCUUCUCAAUAAUCUUCUGCAACGGCGGGCAAACCAUCGACGUCAUCUGCAAGGACACGGACGAGGCGGAGAUGUGGUUCGUGGGGCUGGGCACGCUCGUGGAGAAGCAGCGCCGCACGCAGUCGGAGCGGCUGGGCAGGCAGGCCAUGGUGGUGGUGGCGGCAGAGAGAGGGACACCCGACUGGUCACCCAACUCCUCGCCCUUCUUCUCUGUGGACCGUAAGCCGCAAGCAGGCGGGUCCGUGACAGCCAGUCCGCCAGACAGAAUGAGCCCAGACGUGGCGCUCAUGCCAGCGUCCAAGUCAGCGCAGGACAUCUCAACGUACCCAGCAGCAGACGACCGCUCCAGUGAUGGGGAUGACGCUUCAGACACCGCCUCUCUGAGUGGCUUCUCCGUGCAAUCUGUGAAUCAUGUUUCCGCCGCCAAUGCACAGUUGAUUCAGGGGUUGAAUAGUGGCGCUGGUGUUGUGGCGAGUCACCCGAGUGCAACCAGCAGUGCGGGGGAGGACGGGGGAGGGGAGGCGCUAGGGGAUCUGUUCAUGUGGGGGGAGGGGCUUGGGGAAGGCGCGUUAGGGGGAGGCGGGAUGAGAAAGAAGGGCGGGCAGAGGAUGGCGAUGGGGGCGGAAUACGACAGUGUGGCACCGAAAGCGCUGGAAUCGGGAGUAGUGCUGGAUAUAUGCAGAGUGGCGUGCGCGGAAGAGCAUGCAGCGCUGGUGACGCGGCAGGGGGAGGUGCUGUGCUGGGGGGAGGAGUCCGGGGGGAGGCUGGGGCAGGGCGUUGAGAAGGACGUGGAGCAUCCGCAGCUGGUAGAGGCGUUGGGGGGUUUAAGGGUGGAUCAGGUGGCGUGUGGGAAGCACUUCACGUGCGCCCUCACACGAGGGGGCGAUGUGUACAUAUGGGGGGACGGGCGCAGGUGCCAGGGGCUGCUGGGAUCGGGCGGGUAUGGGGACAUGCCCCAGUGGGUGCCGCGCAGGCUGGGCGGGCCUCUGGAUGGGGUGCAUGUGGUGCAGGUCGCGUGUGGGCCCUGGCACGUGGCGGUGGUGGCGGCUGGAGGGGAGGUGUUCACGUUUGGUGACGGCACGUUUGGCGCUCUGGGGCAUGGCGACUGCGAGCAAGUGCAGGCACUGCAGGGCUACCGAACCCUAAGAGUGGCGUGUGGGGUGUGGCACACUGCUGCAGUGGUGGACACAGGCCAGUCAGGCGAUGGGGGCAGUAGCAGCAGCAGCAGCGGCACGGGGGGCUGUGGGCAGGUGUUUACAUGGGGCGAUGGGGAUGGGUACAAGCUGGGCCAUGGGGACAAGCAGCAGCAGCUGCUGCCGACUCUGGUCAAUGCCCUGCGCCACGAGAGCUGCUCUCAGGUGGCAUGUGGGGAGAGCGUGACAGUGGCGGUGACAGCAGCAGGGCAGGUGUACACGUGGGGCAGUGCGGAAUAUGGGCAGCUGGGUAACCCUCAAGCUGAUGGCAAGCUGCCAGCUAGAGUGGCGGGCCCGUUGCAGCAGAAGCAGGUGGAGCAGGUGGCGUGUGGGGCACACCACUUGGCAGCACUCACCACCACAGCGCACCUGUACACGUGGGGGCAGGGGCGCCAACAGCCUCUGAGUCAACUCAAACCCCACCUCUUCCCCCCCCCAUUCUCCCGUGCAGCUCGAGUGGCAGGCCCGUUGCAGCAGAAGCAGGUGGAGCAGGUGGCGUGUGGGGCACACCACGUGGCAGCUCUCACCUCCACAGCGCACCUGUACACGUGGGGCAGGGGCGCCAACGGUCGUCUGGGUCAUGGGGACGUGAAGGACAGAGACGUGCCCACCGCUGUCACUGCCCUCAAAGACAGACGCGUGCUGCUGGUGUCCUGUGGAGCGGCCAGCACUGCGGUGGUGUGUCAGCACAAGCCAUUCUCAGGCGCCGACAACUACCAGUGCAACCAGUGCCGCCAGCCGUUCACCUUUGCGCGCCCGCGCCACAGCUGCUACAACUGUGGGCAGCCCGUGUGCCAUGGCUGUAGCAGCCGCAAGCUGCUGGGGGCCGCCAUGGCCCCGUCCUCCUCCCGGCCGUACCGCGUGUGCGACUCCUGCCAUGCCAAGAUGAUUAAAGCUGCUGCAGCUGCCGCUGCUGGGGCUGCUGUGGGGAGUGCUGCAGCGGCUGCGGCAGCAGGUGGUGGUGGUGUGGGGCAUGGGAUUGUGGGUGGUGUGGGUGGGCUGGGAGGAGGAGGGACAGGGGCGGUUGCAGCAGGGGCAGGUGGAGGCGUAGGGGGAGGGGUAGCUGGUGCAGGUCAGACUGGUGGCAUUGGGGUGAAUGCAGAAGGAGGAGGUUUGGCAGGAGGGGCAGGGAUGGGUACCGGAGCAGGUGCAGGCAGCGUUGCGCCUGUGAGCCUUGCGAUGAGCUGGCGGUCUCGGAGCAAGUCCAUGUGGCAGCGAUCGCGCACGUCCAAUGAUGUGGACAAGCUGCUGGACCCGUCACUGGCUGACGUGGCAGCUACAAUAUCCUCUGGAGCAGCAUCAGGAGCACCAUCAUCAUUAACAGCACCAGCAGCAGCAGCAGCAGCAGCAGGGGUUGUAUCAGGAGGGGGUCCUGUAUCCCAUGCACCAUCUGUGUCGGCCUCUACAGACGGCCUUCCUAACUUCCGCCGCGCUCGCACCGAAACCCUUCCUGCACUCUGGAGCUCCAUAGCCGUCCCCACCUCCUUCGCCUCUUACCUGUCGCAGCAACCACGCCCACAAGGGCUCUCACAAGGUCCCUCACAAGGAACCCAGGGACUCUCCCAUGCCCCCCACUCCCGUGCCCUCCCCCCUUCCAACAGCUCUGUUUCAGCCUCCCUCCCCGCUCUUCCUGCUGUUCCCCAUGCCCACUCCGCCUCUCCUCCCCUUCGCACCAGCGCUUCACCUCCCGGCAAACCUGAUGACUCCCAUCUCCGAACCAGCCGGUCGCUCCGAGGCUCGGUCCAAGGCCCGGGGAAGAGGUCAACCAGCCCGAUGCUCCGGCGGUCCAUGGGCACGAGCCCGCUCCGCCGAGCCUCCAGCCCAACCGCGGCUCAGAUAGCUUCGGCAGCCGCUGCAGCCAUGGCUGCUGCAAUGGCAGGGCGUGUGCCUGGCCCCUCUCCUGCCUCCAUCGCAGCAGCAGCUGUGGCGGCAGGGCAGGUGGGACCAGGGGGGAUUGGAGGGGUGGGGGGGAUGGGGGCCGUGGGGGGAUUUGGAGGCGUUGUGGCGCUGCCUGGGGGGGGAGGGAUGAGAGGAGGGUUGUCGAUGGGGAGGGUGGGCGGAGUGGGAGGUGCAGCGGCAGGGGCAGGGGCGGGCGGGGCAGCAUCGGAGGCAGAGAGAGACACAGCAAUGGCGGGCAUGCGACAUGCGAAGCAGAACGCGGAGAGGGAGGCGUACCGCCUGCAGGAUGAAGUGGAGGUGCUGCGGCAGCACUGUCAGCUGCUGGAGCAAGAGCGCAGGGCAACACUGGAGCUGGCCCAGAGGCAAGUGGAGGCAGCAGUAACUGCAGCCAGUGAAGCAGGCGCGAGGGCAGCAGGAGCACGCGACAUCAUCCAAGUGCUGUGUGCCCAGAUGCAGGAGCUGCUGCAGCAGGCGCCGUUGAUCCCGGUGAAGCAAGCCAGCCUGGCGAUCCGAGCCGUUGAUGACUCUGUGCUGUACACGGGUCCUCUGCUCCUGUCGGCGUCUUCCUCACUGCCCCCGUCGCUUGUUGAGCUGCCACCGCAGCCUGUUUCAGGGAGCGGUGGUGCUGUGCUUGCUGCUGCACCUGCUCUUGCAACUGCUGCUCCGGGUGCUUCUGUGGGGAGUGUUGAGGGGUGUAGGGUAGGGGGUGGAGGCACAGCAGCAGGAGCAGCGGGAGCAGCGGCAGCACCAGACACAGGAACAGCAGAAGCAAGUGCUGCUUUCCAGGCAGGAGCACCAGGAAGUGUCACUGCAAACUCGCGUCCAACGAAAGGCUUCCACGUGUCCUCCUCUCUGGGUAGCUAUAGCAGAGCGGAGGCCGGGGGCAAGGGGUUCCCUGGGCUGGUGCUUGCCGUGCCAAACCACCAGCAGCAGCACCCGUGGCAGGGGAACACAGGAGGAGCAGCCUUGGCGCGUGAGGGGCACAGUGAGGGGGAUGGGGCACAGGAGCAGCGAGAGGGGGGCGUGCCUUGGACCCCCACUGGAUCCUCGUCUGAUAAGAUCUCACCGCGUUCCAAGUGGAUCAGUGGGGGGAGAGCGACAGAGGGAGCAGCGAUUGCAGCAGCAGGGAGAGGAGCAGGUUCGUUUGCUGGUGUGGCGGGAGGGGACGUGUUGAGGGGAGGUUCCAGUGUGGAUGUGGGCGCACGUGAGAGUGUGGGAAUGGGGGAUUCGGUCAGGGGAAGCUCGCCCUUUGAUGCUGCAGCGCGCUGGACAGAAGCGAGUGCGGAGAGAGGGAGCUCAGGCGCUCAGCUGGAUGCGCUCGGCCUGAGAGAGUCACAGGGCGGGUACCUUGGUAGUAGUACAGGUGGAGGGAUGAUGGGGGAGAAGCAGGAGCGGCGGACACUGCCUGUGUUUGAGGCGCCAGGGGGGGAGAGCAGCGAGAAGCAGCAGCAGGAGGAGGGGAAGGGUCGCAUGGUGCCGACGCUGGUGCGGCUGCACGAGUCGUGGACGCAUCUGCGGCAGCGGGAAACAACUCCUGAGCGCGUCCCUGUGGGUGUCUCUGUGGGAGCACUGGCUCCCAAUGCAGCUGUGCCUCCUCAUGUGCCUCAUGUACCUGGCCCCAGCAGCAGGAGGAGCCUGCCUGCUGCGCCUGGGCUGAGCAGCAGAAGCAGUGUGGGUGGGAUGAGAGAGAGUCUGGGCGGAGGGAGGGAGAGUUUGGUUCAGGAGCGGAAUGGGCGGCCGAGUGAGAAUCUGCUUGGUAGAUUGGCGGGGAUGGGAGGGGAGAGGGACGUUGGUGGGGAAGGGAAGGCUGCGCUGGGUGCGGGUGAUGAGUCAAUUGACGGUGGCGGCAGUGGUGGCGGCAGUGGUGUGAGGGAAGCAGGUUCUACUGAUGCGACUAGGCAAGAGCUGAGCUUUGAUUCUCAAGGAGGUGAAAUUGGAAAUGUGGAACCAAGUUUUAGGCAUGCAGCUGUGCAAGAGAACACGGGGCGGGAUGAGCAAGGGAUGGAUGAGGAGGAAGAAGGGAGGUAUGGGAGGCAAGCAGAUGGCUUGCUGUCUGCAAACCCACACGCCGAGCAGGAACUGCAUGGGAGGCUGUCAAUCAAUGGCAUGGACAAGGCGGGCAUGGCCGGUUCUGGCAGUGCUGUAAGUGCUGCUGAUGGUGCUGCUGGGAGGGCUGCAGAAGCAGCAGGAAGUGAGGAGCAUCCAGGCAUGUUUUCUGAGGAGGCAGUUCGCAUGCAUGGAUUGGACGGGAUUGCUGAGUGUGAGGAGGAGGGUAGAGGGGCGGACUCUGGGGGUGGUGAUGACAGGGAUGGGUCACAGAGCGAAGCCGGGUCAACGAGUUCGAGUAGGCGUGGGGAGGGCAAGGGAGGAAGCCGGAAGUCGACGCGCAAGCUGCAUGAUAACGAGUGGGUGGAGCAGCCAGAGCCUGGGGUGUACAUCACGCUUUCCAAACUGCCUGGCGGUGGAACCGAGCUGAGACGGGUCCGAUUCAGCCGCAAACGCUUUAUUGAACGACAAGCGGAGACGUGGUGGGCGCAGAACAAGACUCGAGUUAUGGAAAUAGCACUUCUCCGAGCAGCCGAGUCAACGUUGGCCCUACCUCGAGAUUUGGUUCGGUUCGGACCCUAUUCGCUGCAAGAUGAAAAACCACUUUUCCAUGGAUCCUUAUGGAUCGGGAAUCAGAAGGACAAGACCGCAAACACCUCCUCCCCAGCCUCUCAACCUACGCAGCAGCAACAGCAGGUGGCAUCCGCUACGCCUGCUUCAGCAGGAGGGACUGGCCAGUACUACACGUACCAGUCGCUUGCUGGUUAUGGAACCCAGGCGCAGCAACAGCAGCAAGCGCAGCAAGCGGGACAGCAGCAGCAGGUCUCUUACACCCAGGGAGCUUCGGCUGCGUCGGCCACCCCUUAUUCCUCGCUCUCCUCCUUCGCCACCACGGUCGACGGAACGUCCAAGUAUUCCGCCGGCGCGCAGGCAGUCGCUGCAGCCUACGGCCUCGAUAUCUCCAGCGGUGCGGGAACCGCCGGCGGUGCUUCCGCGUACGGUGGUUACGGCGUGGGGACGACUGCUGCUACUCCGGCCGCCGCUGGAGGGACGUUCAGCUUCGACCCUAAGACGGGGGCCUACUAUCAGGACGCGUCAUCAACGCAGUACCAGCAGCAGCAGGGCGCGGGGGGAGCGUCGGCCAUCGGGCUGGCAGCAGCAGCGGCGUCCAUGCAGCAGGCCAUGGCGACGCAGCAGCAGGCAGCUGCAGCGCAGCAGCGCGUCUACACGGCGACUGACGGCUACGGACAGCAGCUGCUGGUGACGGCGCCCACGACCGCAUCAGUGGGGGGAGGGCAGCGGCAGAUCGUAUACACCACAGGCGUGCAAUACGACGCCGCUGCUGCCGCCGGCGGUGCCACGCCUGUGAUGCUCACUGCCGCGGGUCCCGGGUAUGCUGCCAUGGGGGGAGGCGUGUCCGGCAUGGGUGCGGGGAGCGUCCCGUUCCAGCAGCAGAUGGCCGUGGCGAUGCAGCAGCAGAUGCAGCAGCAACAGCAGCAGCAGCACGUGCCGGCGCAGGGUUUUUCUCAGCUGCAUCCCACGCCUCAAGGCUUCCACGGCCGGGACUUCGCUGCAUCCAAGGCAUCUGCCCCUGCUGGCCGAACCUCCGGCCCCGGUGCGGACUCCGGAUUCCAGACCAGCAAGGCUUGGCCCGGGGCUCGCGACGCUGGGCCGAAACGGGAAGUGGAGAGGGGGAGGGAGGAGGAGUGGCGGAAGGGCGGGGAGAGGGAGCGAGGGGCGUCCCCACCCCGUGACUACUACCGCCCCUACUCCUGCAAGAUCGAGCCGUUCCCAUUCGCGGAAGUGGAGAGGGGGUACUUGAGCAUCUGCAAGCGCUACCCGCGCCUCUAUGUGCCGGCUGACUUCUGCAAGGCUCGUGCGGUUUGGCCCACUCACUCCACGCCUCUGCCACUCUUCACUCCUGUCAGCUUCGAGCACGACUCAGUAGAGGUAGAAUCUGACGACUCUGCAACCGCUGCUGCCACCACUGCUGCGGCAUCAACGUCUCCUGCUGCUGCAGCGACCGUCAACGCUGCCUCGACCCCGAUCAAGGGAGACCCUGCAGUGAAGGCAGAGCCAGAGGAGGGAGCACAGGUCACAGAAGUGAAGGGUGAGGUUCAGGGCAUGGCAGAGGACGGCAGUGGCACUCCUGCAGGGCAGUCUGCUGAUGCUGUUGCGACAGCGACAGCUGUGGAGUCGGCUCCACAAGACACGUCUAUGGCAACGGCGAAUGAGAGCUGUGGCUUUGCCACGUCGCCUGCCCACUCUGCUGCUGCUCCCUUUGGGCUUAAACUGCCCAUGCUCUGGACUGUCAAGGUGCUGAUGAUGAGUGGCCUGGACGCUCCAGCCCUGGCCCAGAUCACGUCAGACAAGCCCCCUUCGCCUCACGAGCGCCCCCCCCAUACCAACCACGCACUGCGAUUCGUCUGCAUGCGCCGCGACCGCGACCCCAUCUCAGCCAUUGGCGGGCGAUGGGAGGCGGAAACGGACGGUGGGGAUCCGAGCAAGGAGGACUCUGGGCUCGUGCGAGCUGCGAUCAGGUUCGUGAAGGCAACAGUGCGUGUGGAUCUGAGCGCAUGCAAGGACUGGGUGCGGCUUAUCGACGUGGUUUACAUGAGAUCUGAUAGCCAUGGCAAGCCGACCCACCUAGAAACUGUGGUCUACUUCUUGCCGAACCUGUCGGAGUGCCUUCCGAGCCUGGAGGAUUGGAAGGAGGCUGUGAAAGAGCUGGAGGCGAAGAGGAAGGCGAUUGAGGAGAAGGAGCGGAAGGAGAAGGAGAGGAGGGACAAGGAACGGAGGGAGCGUGAGAAGGAGAAGGAGAAGGAAAGGGAGAAAGAGAAGGAGAAGGAAAAGGAGAAGGAAAAGGAGAAAGAAAAGGAGGAAACCGGAAAGGAGAAGGAGAAAGGUGAGAAGGAGAAGGAAACAAGUGACAAGGACAAGGAGAAGGAUGAGAAGGAGAAAGAGAAGGAGAAGGAGAAGGAGAAGGAGAAGGAGAAGGAGAAGGCUAAGGAAGGCGACUCUGCAGGGGCAGGCAAGGCAACAGCAACGGAUGCGGUGAAGGAUGGAGCAGAGGGGUCAGGUGAUGGAGAAAAGGCAGAGGGCAGUGAGGCGAAGGAGGGAGCGGGGAAGGAAGGGGAGGAAAAGGACAAGGAAAAAGAGGAGAAGGAGAAGAAAGAGAAAGAGGAGAAAGAAAAGAAGGAAAAGGAGGAAAAGGAGGAGAAGGAGAAGAAAGAGAAGGAGGAGAAGGAGAAGGCAAAGGAGAAGGAGAUCACCAAUCCUGGCUUCAUCCUGGUUUCUUCACGCUCCAAGACCGUCAAG